Messenger RNA from Portunus trituberculatus (swimming crab), 7267 nucleotides. RefSeq names its product protein N-terminal asparagine amidohydrolase-like (gene Ntan1). The record is from RefSeq and is a predicted model, not a curated record. Bases 858 to 2129 code for a protein of 423 amino acids. Gene Ontology annotation, cellular component: nucleus. Gene Ontology annotation, biological process: ubiquitin-dependent protein catabolic process. Gene Ontology annotation, molecular function: protein-N-terminal asparagine amidohydrolase activity. The transcript has 9 exons. NCBI's taxonomy places the organism in Eukaryota, Metazoa, Arthropoda, Malacostraca, Decapoda, Portunidae.
UCACUGGGCGCUGGGCGGGGCUAGCAGGGGCCUGGCAGGGGCUUGGUAGGGCCCGGCAGGGUGCGGGUACUGUUCACCUUCACAUAUAUCCUUAUCAGAGGCAAGUGUGUAAAGCAAAAGUGAUAAAGUGUGCAGUAUAUCGGGCAGGUUUGGUAGUGGCUGCGCGGCGCGUCUGGCAGCGGCGCGGCGCAGUGCCCAGCCCGCCCAGCCCCAAUCAGCCGCGGGCAACCUGUGCUCCCAUCUCUCAACAUCCUUCACUACCACUAACUCUCACACACCUGGCGUCUGGGCAUCUCACCUCGCCCUCAAAACUCCUGUGUGGCGGUGAUACUUGGCUGUGCGUGGCUGUGAGGCGUCGCUGCGCUGAGAUAGUAACAAGCAGGUAUAGGCCUACUUAUGGGAAAGUGAAUUUAAAGGUGGGCACUGUCCCGAAAGCUGUGAGGAUUAGUGUCAAUUUGGCAUCUUGAGUGUGUAGUGGAUGUUGAGCCUCAGUCAAGUGUUGGUCACUCCAGUGGGCAGAGCAGUGGGCACGUCAGGCGUGUGGGUGAUGCGGCCACACUAACCAAACACAACACAGUGCUCUAGGGACGUUGCAGACCGAGGAUGUGAUAGAUCAGUGUUGCGAACCACCACCGACGCCAGCCACCGUGAUCAGUAGUGCCGGGCGCGAGGGAGCGAGGCCAGGCGGGACGGGGAAAGCUCCUACACCAAUCUUUGAGAGGCAGAGAAGAGAGCAAGCCAAACCCCAGGUACGUGUGGCGGAUGGCGAGGCGGUGGCGGGCUGUGACCACUUGACUCUAAAACCUUGGGAGACGUGGAACUAAGCUUGGGAAAAUAGAGAAACAGUAACAGCCAGGAUGGUGUUGAUAGUGGGCGAGCACCUGGUGAAGGAAGUGCCGUCCUCCACCUCAGGCAUCUACACCUCAUGGCCGCGGCUGAAGGAGACCGCCCACGCCCUUACCUCCAUGCUGACGGAGGAAGUGGGGCCUCAUGGGCUGCUGUAUCUUCGCCAGCGGGAGUAUGCGGUCACUGUGCCAAGGGAUGAAAACCUGGCUAUCCUUGGCACCGACGACGCCACCACCUCCGUCAUGGCGGUCCUCAGACACACGGGUUCCGGCGCAGUGGGACUCGCGCAUUUCGAUAAGUGCAGCCACGAUGAGUGUCUGAGCGGCCUGCACAUCUGCUCGCACGACGAUGGGGUGAUGCAUCUCCUCACCAGGAUCAACGAGCUGUCCAUGGGCUUCACCGAGGGCCGCCUGGAGCUGUGUGUCGUCGGAGGAUUCCAGGAUGUGCGCGGGAUCUGCGAGAAGGUUACGCUGUCCCUGCUGAACGCCUUCCACAAGAGCCCUCCACACAUCCACCUGCUGCUGCUGUGCACGGGGGAGGCAAACACCACGCUGCGGGGCAACAUCUCCUGGCCCAUGAUCAAGGGCAUUGGGGUCAGCACACAGAACGGCAAGAUAUUCCCUGCCACUUUCACAGACAAGGGACCUUACCUGGUGCUUCGUUCCACAAGAAUCUUUACAGGCGCCCAGCAGAUGGUGGACGUGUAUGACUGUGCCCUGGGUCUGCUGCGCAUUGGACCGUUCAACUAUGAGCCUCAUGCUGGGGUGGAGCUGCUGCUGCAACAGACAGACGACGUGAUCCUGCAGUGCCUCUCUACAACACCGGAGGUGGAGGGCCCCAGCUGGGUCAAAAUGGUGCGUGAGGUCCUGAAGCACAUCAAGGAGCACCCCUUCCCGGCCGUCACCAUCUUCCCAGACAACCGCCCUCACUACUUCCGCCGGGACAACCUGGGCACGUGGUCCCCCGCCGAGCUGCCCAACAACAAUGACUCCACACCUGAUGCCAAUGUGCAGGCCGCUGUGCAGGCCGUGGCUGCCACUGGAGCCUGGACGCAGGCCGGCGGUGUCACCACCACCUCGGCUCCCCCUACCCCAGCAGCUCUCUCCCCCGCACCAUGGGGUGCCUCAGUGCCCUCCAGGUAUGGCUCCUUGCACCUGGACUGCCGCCUCAAGACCCACCUGGCCGUGCCUCCUGUGGUCAACCCAGGCCAGCACUAUGAUGACCCACUCCUCAACCCUGUCAAGGACCGUUUCAUGCCUGCUUGGCAAGCCUCACAGUUGUGACCAUCCUCCUCCCCCUUCCACGACCCCUUUCCUCCGCCAGAAGGCAUGGGGGCAGGCUGAAUACCUGGCUGGGCGACGUGGCUCAGCGGCGGAGCACAGUCGCCAUCCUGCACCGGCCGCCAGAAUUCAUCGUGCCAAAUUGCAGAUUGUCACCCACUGCCCGCCGCCACACACCGCUGCCGCGCGCACCCUCUCUCCCGCUGCCGCGCUGCCCUCGUGUUGCUGCACGGCGCUGGUUUUUGUCCUCCUUCAUUCCAUUCCGUAUUGUAUUUUGCUUAGACUUAGGUUAGGAAAAAUUCUGUAAAUUAUUGAAGUAACAUGAUUUCUUCAACUGACAAAUGUGAAUUGUACAUAUUACUUACAUGUUUGUCGUAGCAUUUGAUUAGACUAAUUGUUGUACUUGUAGGGUUACUGGACGCAUCAGAAAUGUGGUUAGUGUAGGCAUGGAGGUGGCGUGGGCAGGCGGGGGCGGGUGUGGAGGCAGCAGGUGGGGUCUGGAUGCACCAUUCACCUGGGCUUGUCACCGACCUCCCCUUUUGUGUCUCUCUCUCCCCCUCCCAUCCCCAAUGUCCCUGUCUCUCUCUCUGUAUACCUAUCUCUGUUUUUUUCUGUGUGUAUAUGUUUUCUCUCUCUCUCUCUCUCUCUCUCUCUCUCUCUCUCUCUCUCUCUCUCUCUCUCUCUCUCUCUCUCUCUCUCUCUCUCUCUCUCUCUCUCUCUCUCUCUCUCUCUCUCUCUCUCUCUCUCUCUCUUUGUCCAAGGUGCAAUAUACACCCCAGGCUGGGGUCAUAAUCAAUAUAUCCAUAAUAGUUUUGUUGCAUUUUUUGUGUUAAGAUUCUUGAGUAACCAGAGUGAAGAAGAGAUUGUUUUGCUUUCUUUGUAUAUAGUGAUGCAUAUUGUAAAAAGAAGUGCAAUGGCCACAAGUACAGUCACACUGAAAAGUCCUUCACCCUCCUCAUUAUCUGCCAUUAAGGUGACUUGUUGGGUAUGCAUUUAAGGAAAGGAACAUUGUAAUGUCCUCCUUUCACUCAUCAGGCAGUCCACAGAAACAAUAAGAGAUUUAUCUAAAGGUGGGAUAGAUAUGUAGUCAUGAGAGGUCUUAGCUGAGGACUGAGUGUUUAAGAUUUUGUUGUUACCAUUGUUCUCCCAGUCACUGCAUGGGAAGGUCAAGCUAUGAGGGAAAUGUAGCAGAGGUUUAAUCAUACCCACUAUGUUAGGUUCCAUUCACACAUUACUGCUAUAGGUUAUCUCCCUCUGUCAGCACAUCAGGGGCCUUUACUCAUUACCAAGGGGAUGAGUCUAAGUUUAACAAGGUUGAUGAUGUAGUAAGACAUGAGCUGAUGGAUGGUUUAGCCCCACAAGUGAAGUCUAAUUCCACAUCCAGUACCACACACUCCCCAUGACCACUUCACUGCCCUUAGUGUGUAGAGCAUCCCAUAACCACCACCAGUAUAUCAUGAUCAAGUAAUCUUCCAUCAAACAUCUUAUAUUCCAUCAAAAGCUUACCAUUCUAUUUGUUAUCCUCGGAAUCUUCCAUAAUUCCCUUUUACUCUCCUAUAACUCACCAUAACCCUCCACAACUCUCGGAAAAUCCCAUGUAAUGCUGAAAACCACAGAAAAAUAAACAGAAACAACAUUAGUGAAAGAGUUAGGACUGGGCUGAUAUGUGACACUUCAGUGUGACUGUACUGAGCUGCACCAUACCAUGCAGAGGGCCAGGCAUUGAUCACCAUGGCAGCAGGUGAGGAGAGUCCUACCAUAGUUAUGUCCUGGAAACAAAAGGGAGCAUCAAACUGCUGCAGUAAAGUAAGGGAAGGAGUUCAUGGAGAGGCGAGAUAAAUGCUGGUUGAGGAUUCUGACAACUGGUGGUGUGCAAGUGAAAGCUGGACGAUGAUUCUUAUUGCUGAGUGUACGUGGAAGUAUUCUUUUGUUUUGCUACUGGAUAUGCAUCAACUGGCACUUGUUUGAAGGCGUGUUGGCCAGACCUUCACUUUACUUUACUCAGCAGAUGGAAUCCCUUGAACCUACUGACUAGAACUGAUGAUACUGUUCAAUAAUUGUAAUUCCUUAUGCAUAUUAUGAAUUCAUCAUUGUAAUAUAUUAUGCGUGCUUUUUUAUUCUCUCUCUCUCUCUCUCUCUCUCUCUCUCUCUCUCUCUCUCUCUCUCUCUCUCUCUCUCUCUCUCUCUCUCUCUCUCUCUCUCUCUCUCUCUCUCUCUCUCUCUCUCUCUCUCUCUCUUGCUCAGCAUCUCUAAGUGUCUUUUUAGGGAACAUGUAGUGCUGUUUUCAUGAUAGUUUAACACGGCAGGUAUGCCGCAUGUAUUUGUGUAUUUGUUGGUUAUAUGAACUCCUACUUUCUUCUUUAGUGGAAUGAAUCUCUUGGUGAUCUGAUCCUGACUGUGUAGUGAAAAGUAAAGUUAAAAAAAAGGUGCAAGAAUUCCUUGAUGUGGUGUGGAGUAUCUGCAAAGGAUGGACAGCUUAUGGAAAAGGAAAAAAAGUACUGAGGCAAGGAAAGGAGUAAAUUGUUUAAGUUGACACUGACGUACUCUCAUGAAGCAUAUGCUGCUUGUACCAUGUGAGCUGCAUAAUACUGUCACACAGUCUUUGCUUUCUGUCAAGAAUCACAUCAGAAGAGCUGCAUAAUUACAUACUUAAUAUCAGUUUUGCAAGAUCUUUAUAAUGUUUUUCUCCAAUUCUCAAGUGAAUUUCUAUCAUUUAUUAUUCUUUUAUCUUUCAUAUAUACAUAUACUGUAUGUGUUUUUUUUUUUUUCACCUUUUUCAUUUUCUGUCUUGGAUCACAUGUGGAUUUGCAGUGCAGUCAUGUGGGUAUGACUUGUCUUAAUUUGUUGUGCACUGGCAUGAAUGUCCGUAAAAGACGAAGCUUUGAGACUGUGUGUUGUCCCCUGAGAGGUCGUGUUCCUGAACAAAUGUGUUGGUUGUAGAAACUACCUACUGAAAACCUUGAUUGAUUGUUAUGCCUCCUAUAUUAUAACUUCCUGCAUAGAUAUAAACAUUAGGCCUUCAUUAUGUUAGUUUUUUCUUCAUAAUCAUGCUUAUUUCAGCCAGAGUGUGUGUGUGUGUGUGUGUGUGUGUGUGUGUGUGUGUGUGUGUGUGUGUGUGUGUGUGUGUGUGUUAUUUGUAUCAAAGUUAGAUUGGCAGGUUCACUUUUCUUCUCAAUCCUGUGAGCUUGGGCUCCUGGUGUGUGGAUGGACAUGGCAAAAAAAAUUUUGAUGUUUUUAUUCUUUGAUCACUUUAUAAGGUACUCCAAACAAAAUUCAUAUUUCUUGGAAUACCCAUUAUAGAUAUAUUUACAAAUACUGGACGAAAGAUUUGUUGUAUACUGAUGCUUUCUUGAUUUCUUUCACUGAGACAACUGUAACAAUUGUAAUGCCCCUCUGGAGGUACACCAUGGAAAUACUGAACCAUUUAUCUGUAGGUGAAUGCAUUUACUGAUAGAUAUUUACCUGGGACCAAAUCUAUGACUGAGAAAGUGAAAUGCAGUACCUUUGGUGACAGGACCAUAAUACUGAACUGUCAGGUCCCAAGUUAACUUUUGGGAUCUUUGUGUAUCUGAUCACUACAAAAUCUGCUUUAUUGUAUUACUUUUAACAUUCAUAAGACUUAAAUUACUUUCAUAACAGGAAUAUCAGAUUGCCUCUGGAACUAAAUUAUCCUUUAUUUAUCAUGUAGCUCCUAGUGAAUUUCAUAUAACACCUGUAGAAAAAGAGAACAUUUUGAGGAGUGUUACCAAACAAAAGCUGCCAUAACAUCCCUCAUGAGCCACAGCUGAUAAGACAAGGUAACCAUAUUUCCUGAAACUUAAUGUGGAACUUCUUAUGAAAGAAAAUUUAGUUGAAUUAUUUAUAAGCUGAAAAAAAUCUUUUACUUAUAUAAUUACUGUCUUGACUUUUCAUGAGUGUUUUGAAAAAAUAAAUAAAUAAAUAGCAUACUAUAUAGAUAUAAAAGCUACAUUUCUCCAUUUGGAACAGAGAAACAUGGUCACCUUAGCAGGACACAACAUAUGCACCAGCUGAACACAAAACUUCCACAUUACACAUUCAUAAUUACUCACAUAUUGCAUUGGACACAACAGACUCUUGAUAUUACGUUAGUGGAUGUGUCCACCACAAAUGUACUUACUAGUAUAUGAGCUCUCUUGUAGUACUGUACCUGCCGAGUGGAAGAGGGAAGCAUAAUGCCAGGCUGGAAUAGUUACUGUCCCCACCAAUUUGUCUUUGCAAUGGUUACUGUCCUCACUAUGAACUGAUGAAGAUUCUUACAGUCAGGUGUGGCUUAGAUGUGUGUGUCCCUACAGAGCAUGAUUAGAAUGCAACACGAAUACCAGGAGCAGAAACUAAAGGCAACAUCCAUCAUACAAGUUAACAUCCUUCAGUCUUCAUUAUUUUGUAUUUUAUAGCAAACAUUGUCAUAUUUGCCUUUUGUUAUUGUUAUUGUUUUUUACAUCUUGUUGUUAUGUAAAGGCCUCUGAAGCUACUUGUAUGAACCAUUUAUGUAACUAAAGAACAUCCCGCAGGUGUUUUCAGGAUAGCUUAGGAACAAGAGAGUUUUCCAGAGUCAUAUCUAGGAUUCAUAAUGGCCAAAGGAACUUCCAGAAUUCUUAGGGACUUUAUUGUAUGAAGGUAUAAAGGUUAAGUUUUUUGAGGAAUUUAAAAUAUAUUGCCUACAGAGGAAUACCUAUAGGAAUGGGUCAUUGAUAAGAUUCAAGUGUCUGAGCAUUGCAAUAUCUAUUGGAGAGAGAGAUACUUGGAGAAACACAAGGGAAGCUGUAAGAAGCCAUCAGGAUAUUAGAAAAAAAAAAAAGAAAGAAAAUAUAGUAAUGACAUAUGUUUUGUACUAAGAUCCUCUCAGCAUUCUUUCCUGGACACACCUGUGGGACCAUCACCCUUAGAGAGGCUCAACUGCCACCCUCAUAGCCACUUAAACCCUAAACAUGAAAUACCACUUAAAAGAAAGUAAAUUAAGAAUGUCAGUUUUUAAGCUACACAAGUUAGAGACAAACCUUUAUUGUUUUUAUUGUCAUUAUUGAUAUUAUUAUUAUGUCAUUGUGAAGGCAUACUCCCUAAUCAUCUUUUAUGGUUCAGUGUAUUGUAUACUGAUUGUAAAGAAAUAUUUUGUUGCAUUA